AUGUUUGAUUCAAAGUUGGUGGAUUAUACAACCAUUCUUUUUGCCUCGAUAAAUUCCACUUUACAUGUACUUCUCAUGUGUUUUGUCGGUUAUGUGGCCGCCAAAUAUGGAAUGAUUACUUCAGAAAUCGAAAAG
This is a messenger RNA of Acaulospora morrowiae, 135 nucleotides long. Lineage: Eukaryota; Fungi; Glomeromycota; Glomeromycetes; Diversisporales; Acaulosporaceae. The record is from the annotation of a GenBank genome assembly.